Pangasianodon hypophthalmus (striped catfish) is the source of this 3655-nucleotide messenger RNA. Its product is annotated as immunoglobulin alpha-2 heavy chain. NCBI's taxonomy places the organism in Eukaryota, Metazoa, Chordata, Actinopteri, Siluriformes, Pangasiidae. Bases 62 to 904 code for a protein of 280 amino acids. Gene Ontology annotation, biological process: response to bacterium. The record is from RefSeq and is a predicted model, not a curated record. The transcript has 4 exons.
CUGGUUUAAUCUUGCACCCACAAGUUCAUUACCUCACUGUCACGUUGUCUGAACAGGAACGAUGAUCACAGUCCUUGUCGCUCUUUGUCUCUUAACAUCAGCAAAACCUUCUAACAUCAAGGAGCUUCAAGUUCAAAAAGUAAAGCGUGGAGAAAAUGUUUCUAUAAAAUGUGAUGACUUGUCCAGUGAUAAAAAUAAAUUAGUUUGGUUCAAACAGAGUUUUGGAAAGGUUCCUCAGUGGGUAGGGAGAGAAGUGGAGAGCUCAUUCAGAGUCGGUGCAGGAUUUAAUGAUGGACGUUUCAGUAUUAGUGUAAAUAAAAAUCUGCUUAAUCUCAACAUUAAAGAAAUCAAAGAAGAGGAUACAGGAACAUAUUUCUGUGCAGAAUUGCUGGAAUCUUCUCUACACUUUGGAUCUGGAACCCUUUUGGUUGUUGAAGCUGAGGAGAUGAAACGGCAUCCUCCGACUCUAAAGGUGAUGGAGAACGGAGAGUCGCUCACACUCCAGUGUUCAGUACAAGCGUUUAAUUCAAGCUGUGAAGAACAGAGUAUGUACUGGUUCAGACACGGCUCAAGAGAAUCUCAUCCAGGAAUCAUUUACACUCAUGGAGAUGGCAGUGAUGAGUGUAAGAAGAGCUCUGAGGCUGGUUCUCCUACACAGAGCUGUGUCUACACUCUCCCCAAGAGGAAGCUCACAACCUCUGAUAAUGGAACGUUCUACUGUGCUGUGGCUGCGUGUGGACAAAUCCUCUUUACUAAUGGAACUGAAGUUAAAGUAGCAGGUUACAGUUGUACUGAUCAGGCACAUGUGCUGUUCUUGCUCUUAAUUUUUAGAGUUGGAGUUCUUGCCAUCAUGCUCAUUAUCUUUACAAUAGUCCUCAUCAUUUUAAAAUUAAGAUCAGAUUAAAUAUUCAAAGACAAAUGCAAUGAAUCCUGAGCUAAGGAGAAAACAAUGUGUUAGCUUUCAUUAGUGUUGUGAUGCUCGAGACCUGUCUCAGUCUUGUCAUAAACUCGAAUAAACUUGAAUAAGCAUAAACUUGUUGCUGAAAUUCUAUAUGGUCUUUUCUCAGUCUUGGCCUACAAAGACUCAAAAUACUUCUUUUAGACACCACCUGAGACCAUAUCAUCAUCUCCCUGAGCCAGUAUUUUGUAAUGUUCCCAUAUACCUAUAUAUUAAGAGCCUGUUUCAAAAUAUUUCAUGUUCUUAUGUUCAAAAUAAUAUAGCACAAGUACUUGUGUACAGCUGUAUUUGGUCUCAAAGAUGUAUGAGACAAAACAAAUUCUAUUUUUUUAUGCACUUUAUUUACCUGCUGUAUGCUUAAAUCAAAGGAAAUGUUCUUUGAUUUACAAAUGUUUACAUGUGCUAUACUGCUUCAUGUUGCAUUUUUUAAUAAAAAAUUAAUAUUUUGUAUAACUAGCAAACUCAUUUUAUUUACCUCACACAUGCUCCCGAACCCGUCACUGUUUUAAUAUUACUCAUUGCUUAUGUUGGCUGUAUAGUGGAAUGACUUUGGUUUAACUGUGGUGUGAAGUUAUUCUUUAAUAUAUUUGCUAUCUUUUCUAUUAUUCAGUGUAAUUAAAUUUUGAAUACAGCUUCUUUAACUUAAACCAGCAGGAAAUAGAACAUAAAGUUGGUUUUUACUGUAUAAUUAAGUAAUUGUAUACCUAAUUAUAUCAAUUUCUUGUCCCAUUCCAUGUUUUUAGAAAUUAAAUUUGGAAUACUGAAUCAAUCCUUUACAUUAAAAAAAAUUACAUUUUGCCUCUUUAAUGAAAUCUACAAUAUGCAAUAAGUGUAAAGCCAUUUGUAUAGGACAGUAAGUGCAGCAAUGAUGCUGCCUCACAGCUUCAGGGUCCCAGGAUCCUGACCUCAGGUUACUCUCUGUGUAGACUUUCUCUUCAUCAGGUUUGCAGACAAGGAUACAAGUGCAGGUUGACAGGUUUUUAUUAAUCCAGGCAAUCAAAACAAGAACAAGAUUCAUGGUCAGGGUCAAGAUGCAGGCAAAAGUCAGGCACUCAAACUAGGCUUGGCAAGAGCAAGGCAAACAAUCAAAGGUUUAGUAACAACUAGAGAAAAACACAGAGCAUAUACUUCGCAGGGUGUGUGUGUGUGAACUGUGAGUGCUUAUAUACUGUGAAGGUGGCUGCGGUGGUUGAGUCCAGGUGUGUGCAAUCAGUAAUCGGGUGAACGCGAGAGUAUUUGUGAUGGAGGUGUGUUGUAGUCCUUGGCGGACAUGUUUGUAGGCCACGCUGUAUUCUGGGAGCUGUGGUCUGACACUGAUUCCGGCAUACCACUGACACACUGCAUGUUCUCCAUGUAAGCUUCCUCCAGGUUCUCCGGUUUCCUCCCAUAAACAUGGCAGUAGAUGGAUUGGCUAAGAAAAAAAUUGCCCAUAAUUAUAAAUGAGUGUGUGCAUGGUGCUCUGCAAUGGACUGGUGUCCCAUCGAGGAUGUAUUCCUAUUUCAGAAAGAGCAAUCAAUCUGUCAAUCCUUUCCAUGUCCAGGCCGCCAGGUUUCAUAUAAUGUGUUUAUUCCUGGUGGUGCUCUUCCAUCACUUCCUUUAAGUUUCAGCUUUGCAACCAUACUCCCGCCAAAACCCAAAGAUUCAUGGUUUCCCUCACCAUGACCAGCAGGUCAUGGGAAUAACGCAGCCGGAUCACGGGUCAGCAUGGUUUAUGGUCAGAACUACGACGGUAUCCUCUUUGAACUGGGUGGUUCUGCCACCUCAGGGUGAAAGAGGGCCUUUGAAAAUUUAUUGAAGUCGAGUGAGUUAUACCAGGGGCCAGGCACUUAAAACUAAACUCAAGAUUAGCUAAGUGCUGCAGCAGCACUUUGUUUAAACAUUAUUGCACAAAAUAGUUUGGACAUGUUACAGGUUCAUUAAAUGGUUCAAAGCUACAAAAUCGUGUGAGUAUUCUUCAGUUAAUACCAACUCUUUCUCUGUUAUGUGCUUUAGGGUGGAUACCAGGCCUCACACAGAUAGAGCACAGUCUUUAGCACUGUUUGAAUAAAUAGUGCUCAACAUUCUACAUGAUCUUUUUCAGGGACAUUAUCAUUGAUGAACUUCAUACAUUAGUGUUUUAGUCUGAGAUUCUAAUGGACAUUUGGACUGUUGAAGUGAUGGAAGAUAAGUCAGUGUGUGCAGCUGGCUAAAACACCCAGUCUCUAUCUGAGGCUUGAAACCACAAUGCUAUUUAUGUUCAUGUGAAACCGCUGCUUGAUGUGAGAGAGUGCUCCUGCAGCAAGUAACACGUCUUCAAAUGCAAAAGAGUGUUUUCAUACUUGGCUAAAAUAAUUCAGUCCACUUUCAGCCCAGACUGAUUCUGGGCAGGGCUCAUAAUUGGGAAGUUUGCUUUCAUACAAACAAAUUUGUUCCAAACCAUGAAUUGAUGAUGCAAUUCCAUACAUCACUUUUGAGCAAGCAGGUUUACAUAACACAAGGCACUAGGUUCAUCUUUUUAGGAUUUUUUUUUUUCCUUAUUUUCCUUUGGUGCCAGCACUCAAGUGGCAUGUCAUCCCCCUAUGCAAUACAAAAAGACAUGAAUUUUGUUUAACAGGCAAUAUACUACAAGUUGUCCAAAAACUCAAACCAAUGGGACUUGAAAUACAUAUAAUUGAUGUCAUAUUUAUUUACUUAUGUACACUUAUUUUUAUAUUUUUC